Molecule: messenger RNA, 2613 nt
Organism: Closterium sp. NIES-65
Lineage: Eukaryota; Viridiplantae; Streptophyta; Zygnematophyceae; Desmidiales; Closteriaceae
Source: the annotation of a GenBank genome assembly
AUGGCGACGGCCGCCUCGCCAACUUCCCUUUCCGCCCACCAACUCAACGACCCGCCAGCCAUUCUCCCCAUCCCGCCCGCCCCAUCCCGCCUCCCAUUCUCCCUUUCCCGCCUCCCCCAUCUCCACUCCGCGUCUCGCGUUAGUGACUCCGAAACUCCCCCGUUCUGCCUCUCUGUUGCCCUUUCCAACCACCCUCCUGCCUGCCUUAAUACCCCCUUCCAACCUCGGCUUUCCCUCAGCCUGCCUCCUAAUAUCCUUUUCCAACCUCCCCAUCUCCCCUUCCUGCCACCCCAUCGCCAUGCCCUAACCUGCACGCUCCUCCCCUCCCCCACCGCUGCUUCAACUGCUGCUGACGGCUACCACCCCUCAGCAAGUGAUGGCCGGGUGAAGUGUAGGGGAGACGUCCAGCCUUUCCCUUCGCAUUCUCCCUUUCCCUUCCAGCCCAUUUGUUCCGCCUCUAUCCAUGCCGCCCUUCUCCCGCCCUUCCGUUGCUUCCCUUCCCCUACAGCCCCACACUUUGUGGCCUUUUCUUCCUGCCUUUUUACAUCACCUGCUGCCAUUACCUUCAUCGCCUUCCCAACCCGCCCUUCCCUUCCCGCUCAUACCUUCCCUGCCCUAACCAUCCCUGCACUUCCCUUCCUUCCCGCCGCUUCCUGCACUUUCCUUUUCUGCCCUCCGCUUCAUGCCCUUCCCUUCCUUCCCUCACAGCCCGCCAUGGCGCUCGCCUGCUCUCGAGCGUUCCUCUCGUGCAAGCCGCAUCAACUCGUUGUUUCAAUCCCCGCACCGCGGCCCGCAUCAUCCUCCGCAAGUCGUGUAGCUGCUGGCGGCGCAACAAAGCCACGGUCAUGCGGUCUGCGGAGAGGAGCGGGUCACCGCUCCCCCGCAGCCGCACAACCCGCUGUCUGGACCGCCGCACCUGAAGCCGCCGUCUUAGCGCGUACCUCAGAGAAUCGCCCAAUCAAAGGGGAAAGAAUCAGUCAACGCGCGACCAGCAAGCUCGAAGCGCGGUGGCAGAGAUGGUGCGGACGGGAUGGGGAGGGUGCAGCAGCGGCGCGGACUAUGCGUAGUGGCAGGCAGUGGGACAGCCCCGCAUGGCCGCAUGGGGUGCGCGGGGAUGUAGCGUAUGGGGGGGGCGGUAUGGCGCAUGUGAUGCGCGGGCGGUCACCAUGUUGCGCGCCAUCCCUGUCUGCUGCACGCCUCGCGCAUUCCGUGUCCACGCCUGCCGGUGUGGAUAGUGGCGACGAUAGCACCCUUGGCGUCAGCAGCAGUGGUGGUGGCGAUAGUGAGGCCGAGGCGUCUGAUCCAUGGGUGGACGGCGUGCAGGUGGGGGGGGAUGGGGGGGCGGAGAGGAGUGGGGUCGCGCGGGGUGGUGGAGUGUGUGGGGGAGUAGAGCAGCGCGCAGCAGGGCGGUUGACGGGCGGGCAGAGUGCAAUCCAUGACGGCGCUGCAAGGCAUGAUAGCCGUGAUGCGCGGAUUCAUUCUGGGAACGCUGGGGACAUGAAGGGGGAGAGGGAAGAGCAAGAAGAGGAGGAGGAGGAGGAGGAGGAGGAGGAGGAGGAGGAGGAGGAGGAGGAGGAGGAGGAGGAGGAGGAGGAGGAGGAGGAGGAGGAGGCAGCGGUGAGGGACAGAGAGUGGAUGAGGGAGGCAGUGGAAGAGGCACGGAAGGCAGCAGCGGAGGGGGAGGUGCCAGUGGGAGCGGUCAUGGUGAUGGACGGUGGCGCCCUUGUUGCCCGCGCACACAACCUCAGCGAGGCCAGUGGGGACCCCACGGCCCAUGCGGAGAUGCUGUGCAUCCGAGCGGCAUGCACCCACCUCGCCCACUGGCGCCAACUGCAGCACUGCACACUAUACGUGAGCCUAGAGCCGUGCCCCAUGUGUGCGGGGGCUAUUCUGCAGGCGAGGGUGGGGCGCCUCGUGUGGGGCGCUCCCAACCCGCUGCUGGGGGCUGAUGGCAGCUGGAUCAGCUUGUUCCCGCCACGCCCUUCAGCACACGGCUCUCCCUCUCACCGCCUGCCACCCGGAUCUGCUCCCGCACAGGGCACACCUGGCCGGCGCAGCCGCAGAAGGGGGAGGAGGACAGACGGCGAGGCGGGGGGGAGCGAGGAGGAGAGUGGGGCGCGUGGAGCGGUGGAGAGCGAGGACGGGUCCGGGGAAGGGGCUGUGAAGGAAGGGGGCGUGGAAGCUGGUGGGGAUAGAAGCCAAGGGGUGGUGAGGAAUGAGGUGGUAGGAAAGAGUGAUGAGAAGGGAGGAGGAGGUGAUAUGGCACAAGGUGGGGAGUGUGUGAGAAGCAACGGUGCGGACAGGGGCGAUGACAGCCAGGCCGAUGAAAGAGGAGAGGAAAAGAGCCUGGGCUCUGGGCGUGUGGAGGUAGAAGGGCUGGACAAGGCAAGGGGGAGUGCGGCGUUGAUGGGUGAGGGCCAGAGGGCGUUGGAUCACCCGGGUGUGGGAAAGGGAGGGCCGGUGCACCCAUUCCAUCCGCACGUGCGCGUGACAGGGGGCGUGCUCGGGGAAGAGUGUGCGGAGGUGAUGAGGGAGUUCUUCAGGGCCAGGCGCAAGCAGCAGGCCGAGGAGAGAAGGGAGCGCAAGGCAAGGGAAGGGCUUGCGGGAAGUUGA